Messenger RNA from Mastomys coucha (southern multimammate mouse), 1421 nucleotides. RefSeq names its product interferon-induced very large GTPase 1-like. Lineage: Eukaryota; Metazoa; Chordata; Mammalia; Rodentia; Muridae. The record is from RefSeq and is a predicted model, not a curated record. The transcript has 3 exons. The annotation marks the transcript as partial.
GAGACCCAAGAACGAAAUGAAACCUGUAAACAUGAAGGAAAAGGGAGGUGCCUAAUUCUGAGUGUGAUUUCAGUCUCUUACCUCAUAGAUCCUCAGCCAAUGGUCAGCAGCCUGGCAGGCUUGAGGAAGGUUCAUGACCACCUCCAACUACUCUGUAGAGCAACAAUCUGAAGACUGGGCUUCAAGGACACAACAAAACUAUCUUAAAAGAAAGCAAUGGAAAUGGCUCAUAUCAGUGAAUUCCUAGAAAACAAAGUGUGAAAACACUCAAUUUAGGAUCAGUCACAUAAAAGUCAACACUGGAAGUGAAAAGCUCACACUCAGAAGGAAGAGACACCUUGACUUCUGGGCACAGCACACACAGCACUGAACUGCUAGGAAUUCACAUGAAGAGAGCCAUGGCAACAGCAAAGUGCAUUCCUGAGGAGCCUCAGCUAAGAAGCAGAAGGAGGCACGAUCUCCAGGAGAUGCUGACAGAAGUGGGACUGUCUCCUGACUACUGGCUGCCUAAGCUUCAGGAAGACCUGGGUGUGUCCUCUGCCCAGGCCUUACAAUAUUUAGACAAAAGGGACCUCCAGAAGCUGAAGUCCCAGACAAAACACACAUGGGAGAAAAAAGCUCUGGAGAAGCUGCUUGAUCUCUCACAGCCAAACAGUGUUGCAGACCUGCAGGAGACUCCAGGAGAGAUGAUAAAGAACAGGCAGAGGCAGGCAGGACAGGCAUUGCAGGCUCUGAAAGCCUUGCAAUUAGAAGGGAAGCACAGAGGAGAAGAGGCAGUGAGGAGAAAAGAAGCAGAGCUGAGGAAAGCAAUGGAGAUCCCUGAGGAGUGCUGGCCAAUGCCUGAAGUGCCCCUAAAAGACAUCACUGAAAUAAUGGAGAGACAUCUCAGUCACAUGGAACAGACCCUGGCUCACAGUCAAAACCUCUCAGAUAGAGACCUGGUAAGAUGGGCUUCUGGAGGGUUGGCUCUUCAGGGAAUUUAUAAGACCAGCCACAAAAGAAGCCUGAUUCAGAAGAGAGAAGAGCUACUCAGUGUUCCUAAGCACUUCACACUUGUUGGCCCAGAACAAGUCAUGGAGAUAAAAACAAAGGAAUUUUCAUCUUUUCAAGAACAAGCCAUGUUUACACAGACUAUACAGAUACUGGGUUUCAGUACAACCUCCUUGGUAAAAGGAGAAGGUUGGGGACUUAGUCUAGAAGCUGGUAUGGGACAAAACAAACAGAGAGAAUCUGAGGAUAUCCACCAAUCACAUUCAGAGCAAUCUUAUUUCUGCUCAGCCAAGUUCAGCUACAUCCCAUUGGCCACCUGCCAUUUUCAUAUCAAUCAUCUCCAGCUCUCCAAAGCUGCUCUCCAGGAGCUAAAAAGUAUUGAAGAACUCCUGGAGCAGACGACACACCCAGAUGGAUUCCCCUUACUGAGG